UAAACACAACAAAGCUGAACAGAGUAAGACAAAAUAAAACCAAAUAGAGACAGACAAUAAACAACAGUGAAAUGAGAUUAAAACGACCGGGAGAAGAGAGAACACUUUCAGCCUGCUGUUGUAAUAAAUUCUACAUGUUAGAAUAGAAUAGCAAAGCCUCGGAGUCGACUCUCGAUUGUUCCGAAACCCGGAAUCGGAGAAUCGACUCAUUUCGGGAUCGACUCCCAGCACUGGCGCGCGUGCGUGCGCGCUCUCGCGCUCAUAUCGCCUUGACGGAAGGAGCGAAAGUUUCCACAUAAACACUCCUGCUGCUUUUUUUUUCGGCGACGUUUCCGAUUCGACAUGUUUGUUGUUAAGCCGCUUGGACGACGCGAACGACUGCAACGAGCCCGUAAAUGCGACUAGAAAGCUCGUGUGUGUGUGAGUGCGUGGGAAGCUGCAGCGUUAAACGGCGGAUUUUGACGACGCCGAUGCGGACUUGCCCCGGUGUUUAUUAGCUCAGCUAGCCUGCGACUUAACUUCUUUUCGUGGACGUCAGUAGUGGAUUUUCAGGACCGGGAGGAGGAAGGGCACGGCGACACUUUGCGAAUUUAAAAACAAACCAAAAAAACGACGUUUUAAAUUAUAUACAUAUAUAUUUUUAAUAACCAGUGUGGGAAACAUGAGCGGCAAACGGGAGCUCGAUAGUAUCAGUAAUACCGGAGAUGUGACUCGACAUGAGCGGCGCCUCGAGCUCCAGGCGCGCUGCGACGCAAUCUGAGGGAUUAGCCACAGUGCUAACGGUUUCGUACACCGCGUACACAGGCCUGGAUAAACAAACAGCGCUUCAUUUUCACCAAUUCUCUCUCGCACACACUCUCACACACUCAUGCCCUUUACAGUCCACAAUUUACGUAAAAAAUCGGCGUUAAUUUUCCUCACUUAGCCUAGCAUUACGCAGUCCAGCCGUCACAUUACCGAGCCGCAGACUCUAAUGGGACCUGAGAAGUUUUUUUGAGACGCGUUUUUUUCCCCCUCUUGUUCACGGUUUGGACAUAAAGACGGUUUUAUUCUAUUCAGGCGCUGACACGGACACAACUUGGACAAAAACAUGUCGGAAAACGCACCUACACGGAGUCUGGAUGAGAUCGACCUGGCGGCUCUGAGGGAUCCAGCAGGAAUCUUUGAGCUCGUGGAGGUCGUGGGCAACGGUACCUACGGGCAGGUGUACAAGGGGCGCCAUGUGAAGACGGGACAGCUGGCCGCUAUAAAGGUGAUGGACGUCACCGAGGAGGAAGAGGAGGAGAUCAAGGCCGAGAUCAACAUGCUGAAGAAGUACAGUCACCACCGCAACAUCGCCACGUACUACGGCGCCUUCGUCAAGAAGAGUCCACCCGGCCACGACGACCAGCUCUGGCUGGUGAUGGAGUUCUGUGGUGCUGGCUCGGUCACGGACCUGGUGAAGAACACUAAAGGGAACUCGCUGAAGGAGGACUGGAUCGCGUAUAUCUGCCGAGAGAUUCUGCGAGGCCUGUCGCACCUUCACGCACAUAAGGUCAUCCACAGAGACAUCAAAGGCCAGAAUGUUCUUCUGACUGAGAACGCAGAGGUCAAGCUCGUUGAUUUUGGUGUGAGCGCUCAGUUGGACCGGACUGUAGGCAGGAGGAACACCUUCAUCGGCACUCCCUACUGGAUGGCACCCGAGGUCAUCGCCUGUGACGAGAACCCUGACUCCACCUACGACUACAGGAGCGACAUCUGGUCUCUGGGAAUCACAGCGAUCGAGAUGGCGGAGGGGGCGCCUCCAUUGUGUGAUAUGCAUCCCAUGAGAGCGCUGUUCCUCAUCCCGCGGAACCCUCCUCCGAAACUGAAGUCCAAGAAAUGGUCCAAAAAGUUCAUCGACUUUAUCGAGGGCUGCCUGGUGAAGACGUACCCGAGCCGCCCGUCCACCGAGCAGCUGCUGAAGCACUCGUUCAUCCGAGACCAGCCGACCGAGCGCCAGGUCCGCAUCCAGCUCAAAGACCACAUCGACCGCACGCGCAAGAAACGUGGCGAAAAAGAGGAGACGGAGUACGAGUACAGCGGCAGUGAUGAAGAAGACGAGAACAGAGGUGAUGAGAGAGAGUCCAGCUCCAUCCUGAACGUGCCGGGCGAGUCGACUCUGAGGCGGGACUUCCUGCGGCUGCAGCAGGAGAAUAAGGAGCGCUCGGAGGCGCUGAAGAGGCAGCAGGCCCAACUGGCAGCGCAGUGCCGUGACCCCGAGGAGCACAAGCGCCAACUCCUCCAUGACCGCCAGAAACGUAUCGAGGAGCAGAAGGAGCAGCGGCGAAGGCUCGAGGAGCAACAGAGGAAGGAGCGCGAGAUGGUGAGGCAGCAGGAGAAGGCUCCUCACCGGAGACUUGACGAUAUGAGGCGGGAGGAGGACCGCAGGAUGGCAGAGAGAGAGCAGGAGUUUAUAAGGCAUAAGCUGGAGGAAGAGCAGAGACAGUUAGAAAUCCUUCAGCAGCAGCUUCUCCAGGAGCAGGCCUUGCUCAUGGAGUAUAAGAGGAAGCAGCUGGAGGAGCAGAGGCAGUCGGAGAGGCUACAGCGGCAGCUGCAGCAGGAGCAUGCUUACCUCGUCUCCCUGCAACAGCAGCAGCAGCAGCAGCAGCAACAGGAGAAGAAACCGCUUUAUCAUUACAGCAAGAACCUGGAUAACAAUAAGCCUGCCUGGGCCAGAGAGGUGGAGGAGCGGAGUAAACUAAACCGACAGGGCUCCCCUAAAAUCUGCACCACUGUCUCCGAUACCAACAUCCAGUCCCGCUCCGACUCAGUCAGCCAAUCGGGAGGCGUGCAGGCCGCGCAGACCCCGCCCAUGCAGAGACCUGUCGAACCCCAAGGUGGCCAGGGCAAGUUCCAGAUGGCACACUUGGUGCCUCUGAAGCCGUACGCCGCGCCCGUGCCGCGCUCCCAGUCCCUCUGCGAUCAGCCCACUAAGACCAUGUCGGCCUUCCCCACCCAGGACCCCUCCCCCACCCCGACGCCCCGCCCACUGCACUCCCGCGAGCUCGUUCGUCAGAACUCGGACCCCACGUCUGAGAGCCCUGCCCCUCAGCAGCGCCCGACGAGGGACGACCAUGGCCCAUGGAUCCGCCUCCCCGAGAUCGAACAGCCUCCGAAGAUUCCUCAGAGAACCGCUUCGAUAGCUACCGCUCUGAACACUAACCUGUCCUCUGGCAUCAGACACCCAGUACGAGCCAGCAAUCCAGAUCUGAGUCGCAAUGACCGCUGGGAACGAGGAGACAGCACGAGCCUCAUGUCCAACCUGCCUCAAACCGGCUCCCUCGAGAGACACCGCAUCCUCAGUUCGUCUAAAAUGGACUCGUCUCCCGUCCUCUCUCGCGAUGGACGACACAAACCUGGAGAAUCCCGCACCUCUUCCAGACCUAGCAGACCAGCGAGCUAUAAGAGAGCAAUAGGAGAGGACCACGGGCUGUACUCAAAGGAGCGUGCCGAGGAGCAGCCCCGUCCUCCGGUGAAGGCCAACGACUACUCGUCGUCCUCAGAGAGCAGCGAGAGCAGCGAGGAGAGCGAGAACGGAGAGGGACAUGAAGAGGAGAGUCCCACUGACCGCCCGCGAGACCCGGACUCGGACUCCGUGAACACCAUGGUGGUCCACGAGGAAGAGGAAGGCGAGGGAGGAGACGAAGAGCGGGCUGGAGGUUACGGUGAUCAGACCAUGCUCGUUCAGAGGACUCCAGAGAAGCGUAAUCAUAACGGAUACACCAACUUGCCUGAUGUGGUUCAGCCGUCCCACUCCCCCACUGACUCCGCCUCCCACUCCUCUCCCGGCAAAGACUCCACCUAUGACUAUCAGUCCAGAGGUUUGGUCAAGGCUUCUGGGAAAUCCUCCUUCACUACCUUCGUGGAUCUCGGAAUGUACCAGCCGUCGGGGGGGACAGGGGAGCCCGUGUCAGUGGGAGGUCUGAGUUCUCGGUUUGACCAGCUGAAGUUGGAGGUGCGAAAAGGCUCCAUGGUCAACGUGAACCCCACAAACACUCGCCCCGUCAGUGACACGCCCGAAAUCCGCAAAUACAAGAAGAGGUUUAACUCCGAGAUUCUCUGUGCUGCGCUCUGGGGUGUAAACCUGCUGGUCGGAACUGAGAACGGACUGAAGCUGUUGGACCGCAGUGGGCAGGGCAAAGUGUACCCGCUCAUCAAUUCCCGCAGGUUCCAGCAGAUGGACGUGCUCGAGGGACUUAACCUGCUCAUCACCAUAUCAGGGAAAAAGAAUAAGGUACGGGUGUAUUACCUGGCCUGGCUGAGGAAUAAGAUCCUCCAUAACGACCCAGAGGUGGAGAAGAAGCAGGGCUGGACCACUGUAGGGGAAAUGGAGGGCUGUGUGCACUACAAAGUGGUGAAGUACGAGCGAAUUAAGUUCUUGGUAAUCGCUCUGAAGAAUGCGGUGGAGGUGUAUGCCUGGGCCCCCAAACCCUACCACAAAUUCAUGGCCUUCAAGUCUUUUACUGACCUGCCUCACAGACCUCAGCUGGUUGACCUGACUGUGGAAGAAGGCCAGAGGUUAAAGGUUAUCUACGGCUCCAGCGCCGGCUUCCACGCCAUCGACGUCGAUUCCGGAAACAACUACGACAUCUACGUUCCUGUCCACAUCCAGUCUCAGGUGACUCCACACGCCAUCGUCUUCCUGCCCAGCUCUGAUGGAAUGGAGAUGCUGCUGUGUUACGAGGAUGAGGGAGUGUACGUCAACACCUACGGCCGCAUCAUUAAAGACGUGGUGCUGCAGUGGGGAGAGAUGCCCACCUCUGUCGCUCAUAUCUGUUCCAAUCAGAUCAUGGGCUGGGGCGAGAAGGCUAUAGAGAUCCGCUCGGUGGAGACGGGUCACCUGGACGGGGUGUUCAUGCACAAGAGAGCUCAGAGACUCAAGUUUCUGUGCGAGAGGAACGACAAGGUGUUCUUUGCGUCGGUGAGGUCUGGAGGAAGCAGUCAGGUCUACUUCAUGACCCUGAACAGAAACUGCAUAAUGAAUUGGUGAUAAUGAUAGAGCAGCCAUAUGAUCACUGUUCCCUCCACUCUUUCUCUCUGUCUCUCUCUCGCACUCUAUAUAUAUAUAUAUAUAUAUAUAUAUAUAUAUAUAUAUAUAUAUAUAUAUAUAUAUGUAUAUAUGUAUAUAUGUGUAUAUAUAUAUGUGUAUGUAUAUGUGUGUGUGUGUGUGUGUGUGUGUUUUUCUCUCUCUCUCUCUCUCUCUCUCUCUCUCUCUCUCUCUUUCUUUCUCACACAUACACACACUGUAAAUAGAUACAGUGCCCACACGCUUUUGUUCACACACACGCACAGCACUUCCUCACAUACACACAACUCCCAGAAACACGUGUGUGUGUGUGCACACACUCAUGCUCCGAACAGUCAUUAGCAGAAAUGGUUGUCCUCUUUUUUGGGGGUGAUGAUGUAAAUGUAUAUGUGUGUGUUAUGAUGCGCGCGGAUGCCAAAUCGCUUCGCUUCCUUUUCAGCACCAGAACGAAAUCGUUCUCUUUACCGACUUUUAUUAGAUCGCCGGAUUUCAGAGUCCGCUUUUUUUGUUUGUUUGUUUUUUGUUUUGUUUUUUGCGACGAGCGUUGUUUCAUUUCAUUUCUACAUUCCAACUUUACCACCACUGAAGAGAAGAGAGGAAGAAGCAGCAGCAGUGUGUGAAGCUGAUCCAGCCGCCGCCGCCAGUGUUGGUGGUGCUGGUGGUGGUUGUCUCCGCCCCCUGCUGCUCUCGGGGUGGUACUGCAGCAUCUGUAAUUUUCCAUUCUCACACUGUACUUGUAAUUCAGUAGCCUAGUCGUUUAACCUAAAGGAUUUCUUUAAAAAAAAAAAAUCUCUGUGAUUUUUAUUAUUUAUGUUUGAACUAGCAGAACAUUUAGAGUAACGUUUGAGGAGCUCUCACAAUAACGGUUAUCGUAUUUCGAGCUCGUCUGCCUUUUUUUCUUUUUCUUUUCAUUUUUCCCUUCGGCUCUGUAGACCGGAAAUUGGACAGGAUUCUUCAGUCGUUUAUAGUCGACACUUUUAAGAAUCCGGAUCAUGCUUUUUCCGCUCGUACGGCACAGAAGUGCGACCGAUAUUACAAGCGCUCUCUCUGUCUCUGAUUUAGCCUUGGAGAUGCUUUUUUUUUUUUUUUUUUUUUUCUUUCUUUAUUUCACGCGCUCUCUUUCUCUCUCUUCAUAUUUUUUUUUUGUCUGAAGUUCCAGUAUAUUUCGGGCUGUUUGAUAUUCUCUGUAUGUAUAGGUAUUUGGUAUUAUUCCUACUUUAAUAAUCUCUUGCUGUUCUAUUGCAAUACGUGCUGUAAUUGUGCUGUUCUCGUUCAAAGUUGUCACGAAGGGAGUUCCUCUUUAACCAGUCGGAUUAUGAGGUCAGGGAGAAGUAGUUUUUGAGUAUUUUUAAUUUUUUUUUUUUUUUGGGAAGCAGAAAUGCAUGCUUCAUUUCUGGGCGAAAUUAAAUCGAUCGAGCAAUUAGCUUACGGUAUCAUGCAGUCGUCAACGGUGGCAACAUUAAACUGGAGCUGGACCCAUUGGUACGGUGAUACCUGAAAACUCCUGAAUCCUUUUCUGUGUUUUCGGCUACAGCAGCCAUUAGAACGAAUGUACAUUUUAAAGAAAAAGACAAAAGGCAAUUCACUGAAGGGGAAAGGACGUGGGAUGGGAAAGACUUCCCAUCAGGACUUCGACCUAUGAAUUCGAGAGCCGAUAAAAUACAAGACGGCAGGGCCGUGUUCUUCAUUUGGUAAAAGGCUCCAUGGAGUCGGAGUCGUCUCGUCCACCAACAUACCCUAAUGUUGUUUGGGUUUUUUUUUUUUUGCAAAAAAAAAAUCGUGCUCAUUUAGGCGGCUAAAUGUCUGUUCACAUGCAACAAGAUUUUAUCACGUGCAGGAAGCACGCUGGGACGAGUGAAUGGCUUUCGCUCGAGACAGAACGUGCUUUGUUAAUCAUGUUUUUCCAGCACUCACUUGAUUUAAAAAAAAAAAAAACCCAGGCUUUCGUUUUUCAUGUUUUGUUUAGGGCGGCUGCUUCCUUUUCAGCACGAACAGACUUAUUGUUUGAUGGCGCUCACAAAUAUUAGAUGCAUUUCUGCUGCCAAAAAUGGCUCCCUGGUGUGACAUACAGCCUUAUUUGAAAAUAUAUACAUGUAUAAAAACUCUUCGAUUUGGAGUGCAUGGGAUAUGAGCAGUGAAUCAUCAUUUUCUUUGGUGGAAAAAAAAAAAAUUUGGACUCCUUUUUUAUUAUUAUUAUUAUUUCACUUUUAUUAGUUAGCGAGACGUGUUUUUUUUUAAAGUUUUUAAACCGUGACUUUGGCUUGGAUUUGCGUGCGUGUACGAGUGUGAGACUGUACUAUAACCUAUACACAGUGUGGUCCAAAGCAAUAGCAGUGUGACUGGCGAGCUCGAGCGGGCUCUUCUCUUCAAGCCGCGAGCGUGCGGUGUGUUGCCUGCAGCUCUGCAAUACUAGCAAAUCACCACAACAAUCACAACUCCUCCUCCUCCUCCUCCUCCUCCUCCUUCUUCUUCUUCUUCUUCUUCUUCUUUUCCCCCUUUCCCUUUGCGCUAGCAUAGCCUACUGUGGAUCCGAAACCUUUUUGUUUACAAAUCUUUAGGGUAUAUAUAUACGAUUCCGUUCUAUUUGUAUAGCGCUUUUAACAGUAGACAUUGUCAUAAUGUACAGAAAUCCGGAUGUAGAUUUAGAUCCCCGAUGAGCAAACUAGAGGCGAGAGUGGCGAGGAAGAAACUUUGAGAGACCCGUUCUCUUCUGGGUGACAAACGAUAGUGAGAUUAUUAUUAUUAUUAUUAUUAUUAUUAUUACUAUUAAGAGUCCUGGGAUGAGCAUGGGACAGUCUUUAUGAUUACAGCAGCAGUAGAUCUACAGUAUCCGUAAGCGAGGGUUCUGUAUAGCUUUUGUUUGUCACAGAAAGUGUAUAAUUAAUCAUUAAUACCAGAAAGAUGCCUAUAUAAAACGUUUGAUAGUUUAAUAUGAGAGAAUCACGAUUGUAACAUGCAUAUUAAAGCACUUUUAUCUCGUCUUUACUAACGGCUGAGCGACGAAGACACAAUUAGUUAUAUAUAUAUAUAUAUAUAUAUAUAUAUAUAUAUAUAUAUAUAUAUAUAUAUAUAUAUGAAAUAACUGACAACAGUGUUAAAUGAGCGAGUAGCUUUCGACACAUCCUGUUGUGUCUUUAGGAAACGUUUCAUGGUGAAGUGAAUCGUGCAGGAUGUAGCUGAUCGGUCAGGUAGGUUUAGCGUCUGAACAAAACUCCACGUAGCUGAACACUGGAACGUUGUGAGAGCAGCCAUCUUGGACGAAUUCGGAUUAAACAUGCGGUUAAGCUGAAGAAAAAAUAGGAUUUUACAACGUCGUCCGUAUGGAAAUGAAACCGUGUCGGUUUAUUGAUGAUUAUUGAUUUGCAGCAAAUGGGUAUUUCCGGAAAGUGCAGGAUAGUCAUUAUUCAGACGCUCCGGGGUUUCGUGACCGCAGAGACGAACGCACGAUCAAACAAACUCCGCAGUAUCGGAGGUGUUGAACAGAGUGGUUCGAAAUUACCGCAGAUUUGGGCCGAGACGCGUCGUCACGGCGCGCGUUCGGUCAAAGCGCUGUUCGAUUCACGUGCGUCGAAUACGAGUACGGCGAAAAGGUCCCGUUUACCAACAGACGUCACCACGAAAGGCCGUACAGAACAAUUUGAUACGAUUUUUUUUUUAAAAGCACAAAAAACCUGCAGUGAGAUCAAUCACUAAAAAUAAAACCCCCAAAACGGCAAAAUCCUGUUCGGACGGAUCAGUUGUUGGCGAUGUUAGCUUGUCUAAAGCAGCAAACAUUGGAAACCGAGCAUGACGGCUGAUCGAUUACAUUUUGUAGGACUUUGAUUUUUUUUUUCUACCCCCCCCCCAACUUGUAGACAAAUAUCCUACUCUUUAAAUGUUCUGUUACUCGUGCGCUCGUUACCCCGUGAACCCUUUUUUUGUUUCAUCCUCGUACACACUCGUCCAGUUUCCACGUAGCUUAUUAACGUUACCCCAUUUGAACUGCCAUGUUUACCGUUAUAGCAGUGCCUUGGAGCCGGGGUGUGCGUGUGUCUUAGCAAAGGAUGCUGUAAUGUAAUAUAUAUUUUUAAUUUGAUUUCAUUCUUUUGAUUAAUAUUGCCCCCACACACACACGCGCAAACACACACACACACUCCAAUUGCAUAAAUAGUUCAGGGAAGAAGUAGAAAAAAGAAAUAGUGAAGCCAGUGCAAUCAGAGAUGCAUCUCAUGUCAAGAAAGUGCACUUAAACUGACGAUAAGUUCAGGCCCAAAAGCCAUUGCGUUCGGAAAGUUCCUUUCCCCAGAAUUAAAGCAUCACACACCAGGUUGAGAGCGGGUUGUUGGCGGGGAAUCCUUCGGCUGGUAAAGUCUGAUUACCCACAAUAAUUUGAGAUUCGAAGAGAAAAUUACAUUUGAUACAAACUGUUUAAAUUUUUUUUUUUAAUUAUUAUUUUUUUUAGACUUUUCAGUAUCAUGGCAUAGUGAUCAGUGUGAGAAGAUACAGGGAGCAGCUCAGAGUAAAUAAGCUCUGCUGUACAUUGUCCGUUGGGUCGUCAUUUUUUUUU
Molecule: messenger RNA, 9593 nt
Organism: Ictalurus punctatus (channel catfish)
Lineage: Eukaryota; Metazoa; Chordata; Actinopteri; Siluriformes; Ictaluridae
Gene: mink1
Product: misshapen-like kinase 1
Exons: 32
Coding region: 1091-5011 (1306 amino acids)
Biological process (GO): protein phosphorylation
Molecular function (GO): ATP binding; protein kinase activity
Source: RefSeq, a predicted model, not a curated record